Molecule: messenger RNA, 246 nt
Organism: Dracunculus medinensis (Guinea worm)
Lineage: Eukaryota; Metazoa; Nematoda; Chromadorea; Rhabditida; Dracunculidae
Source: the annotation of a GenBank genome assembly
AUGAUCAGUCCGACCCUCAUUUCAUGUUCAAUGAUGAAAACGUUGCAGCUGACUGGUUUAAUGCCUCCAGCAAUUGGAAUAGAUUUCGCUGUUUAUUUGUCAGAGCAACGUAGAGUAAAAAAUAAAAAUAUUUGUAAAACUCAAGGUGACAACGUGGAAGGGCCAGCUAUUCGCCAUACUGCCAGAGAGUGGAUAUCGGAAGAUAUUAGCCAAGCACCAGAAACUCGCAUCAGUUGCGGCCACUAA